AUGGAGUCUCCAUCUCCAAACGACACAAAGAUAGACGUGGAACAUUUGAUAAUCACUGUACAAGAAAGACCACCUUUGUGGAAUAAACAUUCCAAAGAAUAUAGUGAUAGAAAUUUGAAAACGCGUUUAUGGCAGGAAGUAUGCGAAAAUGUUAUACAGAACUGGGCUGAACUAAGCAAACAAAAUAAAAAAACAAGAGACACUAGUGGCAACAUCAAAUCUAUUGAAGAAUGUGCAAAUUCGGAAACUCAAUCGGACGAGGAUAAUAGCCAACAGAAGCAGGAUACCAGAAAAGCUAUAUACCAACGUAAGACAGGUGCUCAAGGACGAAAAGAAAAUACUGAUGAAGGAGGAACUAUUGAAUAUUUUACGUAA
Messenger RNA from Parnassius apollo (apollo), 375 nucleotides. The record is from the annotation of a GenBank genome assembly. NCBI's taxonomy places the organism in Eukaryota, Metazoa, Arthropoda, Insecta, Lepidoptera, Papilionidae.